Tarenaya hassleriana is the source of this 591-nucleotide messenger RNA. RefSeq lists its product as uncharacterized. The record is from RefSeq and is a predicted model, not a curated record. The coding region runs from base 1 to 579 and encodes 192 amino acids. NCBI's taxonomy places the organism in Eukaryota, Viridiplantae, Streptophyta, Magnoliopsida, Brassicales, Cleomaceae. The transcript has 4 exons.
AUGAAGAGUCAUGAUUGCCAUGUAUUCAUGCAAAGACUUAUUCCUAUUGCAUUUGCGGAGCUAUUGAAAUCCAAUGUCCACGGAGUGUUAUGCGGUAUCAUCACAUUCUUCCGAGAUAUAUGUGCAAGAUCUUUGAGAAGAAGUAACCUAGAGGUUUUGAAAGGCAACAUUCCUGAGAUACUUUGCGCAUUGGAAAAGACGAAGAAAAGGAGGGCUAUCAACGAAGACGAUAGAAGUUAUCUCUACCACUAUGAUUCAUGUUUCGGACUUAUUCCCGAAAGUUUUCAGCCUACUGGACGCCUCGGAGGCAAAUCUGAAGAAUAUUGGUUAACUGUACAAGAGUACAAUCACAUCGCCACAUAUAUACUGUUGAAUUGUGAAGAACUUAAGCCAUACGAAAGACUUUUUGACGAGGAUGUUUUGGCAACAUAUCCUAACCUAAGUGGGGAGGAACUUGAAGGAAUGAAGGAACAACAUUAUGCAUCUUGGCUUCGAGACUACAUUCAGUCAUGCAGUGAUAGAAUUCCGGCAUGGAUCAGAGAUAUAUCACAUGGACCUGGAAGAAAAGUCAUUUGCUAGUCGAUAAUGUUC